Molecule: messenger RNA, 5954 nt
Organism: Vigna angularis (adzuki bean)
Lineage: Eukaryota; Viridiplantae; Streptophyta; Magnoliopsida; Fabales; Fabaceae
Product: proline-rich receptor-like protein kinase PERK8
Exons: 8
Coding region: 4138-4899 (253 amino acids)
Source: RefSeq, a predicted model, not a curated record
UUGUGUGAUUUUAUAACAAAAAAUGUAUUUUCAUAUUUUCAGUUAAGUACGGUGAAAGUCGUUAUAUCUAUUAAUGAAUUUGACUCUUAAAUUUAAAAAUAUAGGGAUUUAUGGUGAAUCAAAAUUCAGAUUUCCAAUUAAAGAAAUAUUAUUUGUUUGACUGUGGCUCAAUCAAUAUUAUCUCAAAAGGAAAAUAUUGUUAAUAACAAAGUCACUAUAUAUUCUUUGUGAGAAGUAGGCAUUAUAAGAUUACCAAAACUUUUUGUAAUUUAAAAUGCAAUGAAUUUGACCUACUUGACCUACUUGUUAAAUAAUUAGGUAGUGUCUUUCUUUUGGUGCUAGAAUUCUGUUUGCGAUAAAACCGCUUAAAUUUAAUUAAGUCUUCAUGUUCUUUACAGACUUGCUUAUUUUUAUUUUUUUUCUAAUAAGUAUUUAAAAAUUUUAUAUUUUUUAUUAGAUUUUUAUGGUUUAAUUUUUUAUUAAGAGAUUGGUCCGACUAUUAUGUAUCUAGAUGGAAAGAAAAGUGAAAAAUGAGAAGUUUUUGAUGGUUUUUUCUUCCUUCACCACCUCCCGUUUUUCUUCCUAUCCCCCCUUACACUACAGGAAAUUCAUUGAUUACCGGCGGGCUAUUAGCGACGGCCCUUAGGCCUUCGGUAAAGUUUGUUUACCGAAGGAUUUUCCGAGGGUUUGUAAAGUAGUACAUAAUUGGAGGAUUUUGGCCAUCGGUAAUCGACAUGGGACAUUAUCGAAGGAACUUGACCUUCGGUAAGUGGUUGGUGUAUAAGAAAAUUUUUCCCUCCCCCAUAUUUCGCGAAAGCUCUUCUUCCCCCAAUAUUCAGAAUCUCCCAACUCUUUCUUCCCCUAAGUCCUUCUCCGAACUCCUUGUACUGCUUGUGCACACUGUUCCCUCCACCAUCAUUGCGCUCCAGCCUCAUCGUUCACUCAAGGAAGCCAUCUUCGUCGUUCGGCCGACCAUUCCAAGAACGUCCUUAGAGUCAUCUUCUCGAAGGGUCUGGGUCGUUGGCUACCGGUGUUCGCCUGCGUUAGCUGCCGGAGUUCGCCGCUCACAUUAUUAUUAGGGCGAAAAUCAGGGUCGUAGGCGCGGGGUGCUGGAGUUCGCCUCCCUCUAUUGUGCUUCAACCGCAACGUGAGCUCGUGAAGCGCCAUUGCAGUUCAAUCGUGCCUCUGCAAACCUGUAUUGGCCUGAACUUCACUUCCGUUUUGAGGACUCCUGUUCGGGACACUUCACUCGCGAGAACAUGGCCCAUUUUCCCAACCAUCGUGGAUGGAUGUACGACCGUUGUUAUAGUGGAAGGAGAGGUUUGAAGGAAUCUUUUGUGAUCGGAGUUGAAGAGUUUGUGGAGACGGCCCGACGAUAUCAAUAUUAUGCCCUUGAUGUGGGGAUUCGAUGUCCAUGCAUGAAGUGCGAAUGUACAAGGAUUUUGAAAGAUCAUGAUGUCAAACUUCACCUUUACCAAAAAGGGUUCAUGCCUAAUUACACGGUUUGGACAUUUCAUGGUGAAGAAAUUCCUUCGACCUCCACUCCAACUGAAAAGCGGCUUGCAUCAGGUUCGAAUACUAUUGUACAUACAUCUGAGAUAGAUCAAUUUGCCUAUAUGCAAGAGAUGGUCGACAAUGCUCUUCGUCACCAUGCUGAACAAGAAGCAAACGAUAUUCAUGAUGAAGAGCCUCCAAAUGAAACCACUCAGAGGUUUUACAAUUUACUGACAGAGGCAAAUCUACCUGUAUUUGAAGGUUCAUCUGAGUCAAAAUUGUUAGUGUGCAUUAGACUCAUGGCUGGGAAAUCUAAUUGGAACGUUCCCAUUCAAGCAGUGGACUUCUAUACAAAAUUGAUGUUAGAUUUGACACCACUAAUCAAUUUUAUGCCGAAGAAUUAUUACCAAGCCAAAAAAUGUGUUUCAAAGUUGGGAUUGGAAGUCAAGAAGAUUGAUUGUUGUGUUAAUGGAUGUAUGUUAUUCUAUGACAAUGACAGUGGCAAAAAUGAUGCAUUGUUGGUUGAAUGCAAGUUUUGUGGCUCACCUCGAUAUCAUACGAUGCAUGCUGGACGGAGGCAAAAAAAACCAAUUCCCUUAAAGUCGAUGUUCUAUUUGCCUAUAAUUCCAAGAUUACAAAGAAUGUUUACUUCAAUGCAAACAUCAGAACACAUGACAUGGCAUGAUGGUAACAAAACUAAAGGAUUUUUGCGUCAUCCUUUUGAUGGUGAAGCUUGGAAGAACUUCAAUCGUAAACAUCCAUCCUUUGCUAGUGAACCGCGUAACGUCAGACUUGGUCUAUGCUCUGAUGGGUUUACCCCGUACAUUCAGGCGUCUGCAUCACCAUAUUCAUGUUGGCCCGUGAUAGUUACCCCAUACAAUAUACCACCUGAGAUGUGUAUGACAAAGCCUUAUAUGUUUUUAUCGUGUAUAAUACUAGGUCCAUCUAAUCCCAAAUCAUUGAUUGAUGUUUAUUUGGAGCCAUUGGUUGAUGAUUUGAAGAAGUUAUGGAAUGGUGUUUGGACGUAUGACGUUUCAAGGAAGCAAAAUUUCCUUAUGAGGGCAAUCUUGAUGUGGACUACUAAUGACUUCCCAGCUUACGGCAUGUUAUCUGGUUGGAGCACGCAUGGUCGAUUAGCUUGUCCACAUUGCAUGGAACAUACAAAGUCAUUCCAAUUGAGUUAUGGCCGGAAAAGUAGUUGGUUUGACUGCCAUUGACGGUUCUUGCCCAUUGAUCACCCCUUUAGAAGAAACAAAAAGGCAUUUCGCAAAGGGCAAGUUGAAACAGAUAUGCCCCCGCCAAAGUUGACUGGAUCACACGUUUGGAGAUGAGUGAAAGACUAUCCAAAAGUCACUGAAUCUGGUCAGAAUAGGAUAGAAGGGUUUGGAGAAUGACAUAAUUGGACUAAAAGAAGCAUAUUCUGGGAACUUCCCUAUUGGAAAGACAACUUGCUAAGACACAACCUCGAUGUCAUGCACACAGAAAAGAACUUCUUUGACAAUGUCUUCAACACAGUUAUGAAUGUUAUAGGUAAGACAAAAGAUAAUGAGAAAGCAAGAAAAGAUUUACCUUUGUAUUAUGGACGAAAAGACUUAGAGUUGAAGGCGCAAGGUAACGACCGACUAUUUAAACCAAAAGCAAAUUACACCAUGUCAAAAGACGAGGCAAGAAUAGUGUGUGGAUGGAUCAAGGAGCUUAGAAUGCCAGAUGGAUAUGCUUCUAACUUGUCCAGAUGUGCCAAUUCUUCUCAUGUCCAUGUCUUAAUCAAUUGCAGUGAAGUUAAGCCGUACCUUGAGUAUGUCAUCAUCCAUCUCUUAUCUUUCCAACGACACAAUUGUUAUACACUAAUGAAUUUCAUUUGUACCAGCUCAUUUCUUGUAGCUGAGCAAGUCGCAGAAGGAAAUACAUAUGCUAGAAUACACUCUGAGUUUCCCCAAUGGUUUAGAAAUCAGGUCUGUAGUUUUUCCUACGGUUAGAAAUCGGUUAAUUUGACUCUUGCUUUUAUAAUUUUUUUAGUGUCUUUGUAGGUUUUUAAUCAGGCAUUAACUCCCACAAUUCAAGAGUUAAGACAUCUCUCGAAUUGGCCAAUGAGAUGUGUCAAAGAAUGGCACACUUACUUCACCAAUGGUUACAAAUUCCAUACACAUGAAUGGUCUAAAGGAAAGAAAACAUCAAAUUGUGGUGUGUAUGUGAAGGGCCUAACAGAGGGUUGUUAUGAUGAUUUCUACGGCAUCAUUCAUAAAAUAUAUGAGCUAGAGUACAACAACACUACUUCUCCAAACAGAGUAGUACUUUUUUAUUGUGAAUGGUUUGAUCCUUCUAGAGUUGAUCCACGCUUUAAUAUUGUCGAACUCAACCAGAGAUUAAGAUAUAAACCGUUUGAUCCUUUCAUUCUACCAACUAAUGUCAGACAGGUUUAUUAUGUGCCAUAUCCACCAUUCCGCAAUAUUGACAAGCGUGGUUGGGCCGUAGCAAUACAAACCAAGCCUAGAGGUCGCAUUGACUCAAAUGUGGUUGAGGAAGAUGUUGCCUACCAACUUGACCAAAUGUCACAACCACGAGAAAUUAUUGAAGUUGAACGUAUAACCGCAUUGGUCGACCCUAAUGGUGAUGGAGAUGAUUUAGAAGCAACAAUACAAGGUGAUGAAGAACAAGAAGAAGAAGAACAAGAAGAAGAAGAAGAAGAAGAAGAAGAAGAAGAAGAACAUGAUGAUGAUGAUGACGACGAAGAAGAAGAAGAAGAUGAUGAUGAUAAUGACGAUGAUGAAGAAGAAGAAGAAGAUGAAGAUGAAGAUCAUGAUGACGACGAUUAAAUUAAUGACAGGACAAGGUUCAGAACGUCCUGAUAAAGGAAAGGGGGUAGCAAGGCCUAAAAAGAGGCAACGGCAGGCACCAAAGUAUGUACUUAGGGUGCCUGCUAGACUACCUACCAUUGCUGCCCCCGGUACAUCAUCUGUGGGGCCUCCUCCUACCCCUACAAUACAGCCUCUUACCCAUGCAGUACACCCUUCUCCUACUCCUGCAGCACACCCUUCUACUACCCCUGCAGUAGACCCUCUUCCUCCUCCUGUGAUUAUAACCCCCACUCCUCCCCCUGUGGUUAUUACCCCCACUCCUCUCCUUGACCCUACUUUUAUACCUUCCUCAUCUUCUAUACCGCCUUCUGAGACUGUCACACCAUCUGCUGGUCCAGAUUCAAGUGGUGAUGGUGAAGGUCUUGACCCGCUCCUCCAUGAUCGACCAUGGAUUGAGCCGUAUGGUAAAGGGUUUAUUCCAUCUAGGGUUGCUUCCCAGGCCAUCACACGUUCAAUUAAGCAACAGUUUUUAAGUCCAUGGCCUACUUGGGGAGCAAUAUCUGAUGACGACAAAAAGCCAUUCUGGGAGCGCUUUCAGAUGAAGGUGUAGUGGAAACCUGAACAUGAAACUCAGAUACACAGAAAUUUCCACAUGAAAGCAUCUCAUCGGCUGUCAGAGAUGUUUAGGGAUGCCCGCAAUGCAGGACAACGCCCUUACUGGCUGGGUGAACAAAUUUGGAACUCUUUACUGGCUCAUUGGAAUACAGUAGAGUUUCGCAAUAAGUGUGCCAAAGCCCAAAGGAACAGAGCAUCUGAAAGGGGUGGCACCCUGCAUACUGGUGGGUCGAUCACCAUUCAUGAGCAUGCCAUUCGUAUGGCACAAGCUCUGGGACGUGCGGUCCAUGUUGAUGAGGUCUUUGCACAGACUCAUGUAAGGAAGGACACUAAUCAAUUCGUUGAUGAAAGAUCUCGGAAGACUCAUAAUUUUCUACGAGACUUUCACAGGUUAGAUCUGAACAUGAGUCAGCUCCUACACCGGAUGAUGCCAGUAAUGCAGAAGAUGACAUCCGUAGGACACAGUGAUGGAUCGACAUCGUUGGUGGGAAGAAAAAGGGACGAGUGUACGGUGCAGGACAACUUGCUGCAAACUAUACAACAUCGAGAGGAGGUACUCUGAAGCACCAACCUUCUUCUUCCACCACUACUCCUAACGAGGUCGUUCUCCGCCUCACGCAGGCACUGCAACAACGUGACCAGGAGAUCACUGAUUUGAGAGCAGAGUUUACAAACUUUAAGGCCCUGGUCAUGAGAGUGUUGCCUGGUACUUCACAGGAUGAAUUCAAUAUCCCUCCGACCCAGCCACAACCCUCCUCGUCACCCGCUGUCCCUCAGCAGCCCACAUCAGUCCAACCCUCAUCAGUCCAACCCUCAUCAAUCCAACCCACACCAGUCCAACCAUCUAUAGAGGAGCAGGAUGAUGAAGAUGGCUCUGAUGAUAACUAUGUACAGUAUUAGUUUCAUUUUGUUAUUAGUUGUUAUAGAAACAAUUGAAUAUUACAACAUUUGGAGUUUACAUCAUUUGGAUGUUAGAUCAGUUGGAUGAUUUGGAUUUUAGAACAUCAUUAUGUUACAUUGUUAUAUGUUAUUAAUAUGAAUAUGGAUUAA